GCUUUGAGAAGAACAUUGGAUGAACACCCUUCUCCCAGAAAGCAAAGACCCUUCCUUCAUCUGAAGGCUUGAAAUUUAAACCGUCGUGCCAAAUUGGACGAAUGGAUUCAUUUGAAUGCCCCUGCUUGAGAUCAAUAGUCAAGAGCCACGGACGGCAUACGACUACUAGCACAUUGUAGAGCUAUUAAGUAGUCUGGGCAGUGGAAGCCAAUGACAAUUGCUUCCCGGCAGCACCUUCCUCCCUCACCGAACUCACUUGGUUCUUCCGCAUCACGAUUCGAGACUCACGAUUCACGUUUUUGCUCUCUCUUGCCGGCUCCUCGCACGACUUGAUCGAAUGAGGAAAUCGAUGGGUCAAGGUCAUUCAUGGUCAUGGUAGCUUCUUUCCUCUUCAGCCCCAGAUUACUAAGUUUGGCCAUUUGGGUAGGAAGUGAGGAAUGCUCUGGACUGAUUUGGGUCGCUGCUCCUUGCUCUCCUGUCUAGGUAUCGGGGCGUCGAGGGAAACAGAGACAGAGACAGAGAGACAGAGACAGAGAGACAGAGAAACAGAGAGACAGAGAGACAGGCACGCCACACCGGCCUACCUGCGCCACAGCAACUCACCUCCCUAUCUGCCUCCCGAGGUGGUGUUGUGUGUUUUGCACAAUUUGCACCUCAAAGACAGAGGGAAUCACUCCAUAAGAAAUCAUAACAUUAAUUCCUUUUUCGAAACCUUAAGGAUAUGGACAUUUCACGCCAAAAAGCAACUCCACCCCGGGUCACAAUAUAUAAUGGAAUGGUCCCGUCGUCGGACACGCUCACUCAUUUAGAUUGGGGGAAUUAAACUUUCGUCUUAAUUUUUAAUCUUCCCACUUUCCACUUUCCACUUUUUAAACUAUUUACAUCGCCACAAGGAUUAUACCAGUGGCCCUCUCUUGAUUCGUCAAUUCGCCAGCUGUGCCCAAGAAUUUCACCCUAGACUCCCGAUACUCCCAGGAUUCGUCAUGUCGACGAAGUCAUCAGGAUUUGGAGAUCAAUCACAUUUACCACAACCCCUCCAAAGAAAAGGUCGUGCGUAUGGUCCUGGUGUGCGGACUAUUAUAGGCGUUGAACGUAGCGGUUCUGUUAUUGGUGGGAACGGGGAUGGAUCUGGCAAUGGCUUUGGCAAUGGAAAUGCAAAUGCAACUGGAAAUCGGAAUGGAAGUACUCCUCGUCUAAGGCCGCCUCCAAUUCUGUCUUUGGUAUGUCAUAAAACUACUCACAUCAGUCUGUGCAAUUCUCCUGUCUUUUUUCUCUCUCCCUCGCGGUGCAAUUCCAAUUUUGUAUAUCUUUCUCAUUUCGACCAUUGGAAUAGACACACAGGCAUAUACAUAUCUUCACCAUACUCAAAAUCGGGGGACAUCUCCUUUGCUAGUUGCAUAGAUGUGGAAACACUUGAAGCAGAAGAGAAGGAACAGCCUUCAGGAUACAUCCCAUUUUCCUCACCCUAAUCAAUCGACAUCUACCACGUCUGCGGAAAUGAACAUGCAAGGUUUAGCGGAUCGUCGUAAAGGAGCACUUACUUAUGCAAAAAAUCCCGGCUUUACACUCCCCACCAAAAUCGACGAAGCAAGUACAGGAGAAGAAGAAGAAGAAGGCGGUGCGGAAGUGAACGACAUACCAUUUUACAAACCCUAUAGGCCAGGUUUGGGGGGACCCCAUUUGGCAGGGCCCUCGCAAGCAAGUCGGUCAAGAAGACAUUCAUUAGAGAGAGGAUUUGAUUCUAGCAGUCCAAGACGGGGAACUGCAUCACCCACACCCAGCAAGGCGGCAAAGAUUCUACAAGCUCAAGUUGGUAUUCCUCUGCGGACAAGUAGUAGUCUAUACAACGAAGAACACCGUGAGUCUGGAGAACAUCUACCAGAAGCAUUCGAUAUUUCAGAGAGAGAGGGGCGCACAGAAAUUAGAGAUUCAAAGCCAAACAUACUAUCUUCACCACAAUCAAUAUCUUCGCCUUCGACAAUGCGUUCGCGUUCGCGUUCUCGAGGUGGCUCCGUGUCGUCAUAUCAAACUAAUGCGACAUCUUUACCAGCACUGCAAAAGACAGGAGUUCUAGAAGAUGGAGAAGUGUUGGAACCAUUAAAUGAAGAAGAUAUUGAUCCUGGAUCUUUUGACCUUGUGGCGGCAACUGAGACUGGAGGCAAACGAUAUUCUCUAGAAACAAGAUCAGAACAGCUCUUUUCGACAGAGCAUCUACGAAUAAUCUUCAGUGAUCCUUCACUACUUUUAAGAUUUACUUCUUUUCUAGGCGCACAUAGACCUUCUUCAAUUCCUAUACUCAUAUAUUACCUAGAUGCUGUUAAAGCACUCAAGGCUAUUUCAUAUUCAAAUGCAAUUGCGGAAGCUCUGGAACCAAUUCCGGGUUUUGAUUUUACUGCGACCGCAGCCUCUAAGACAAUGAGCAGUGUGUUAGAAGAAAAGGCGGCAAAGGCUUUCGAUGUUUUAGUUCGAGAGGAUCUCCCUGCUUAUAUUACAUGGGCAUACAUACAGACCGUCAGUAUAUCGAUCCAGAGACGAAUCACUGGAACUUUACCAGCGCAUCUGAGAGAGGCAUCUGAGGGCUUAGCUGAGGUUUUUUGUUUAACUGAUCCAUCUCGUCCGGAUAACCCUAUUGUUUUUGCUUCUGAGGAAUUCCACCGAACCACACAGUAUGGUAUGAGUUAUGUUCUUGGCAGGAAUUGUAGAUUCUUGCAAGGACCAAAAACAAACCCGUUCAGUGUGAGGAGAAUUCGAGAGAAGAUUGAGGCCGGCCAGGAACAUUGCGAGACUUUUCUGAAUUAUCGACGAGAUGGAUCUCCAUUUAUGAAUCUCCUAAUGUGUGCCCCACUAUGCGAUAGUCGAGGCACGAUUCGAUAUUUCAUUGGUGCGCAGGUCGACAUUUCGGGUUUAGUCAAAGAAUGCUCAGAACUAGAAUCUCUACAACGUCUUGUUGCGGCAGAUAAACUUGCCGAGGAGCGUGAAGCAGAACAAGCAGCAAAUCCCGAUGUUGAACUGGAGGAGCUCCCAGCACCGCCACCGAAAGACGAAUUCCAAGAAUUAAGCGAGAUGUUAAAUAUGCAGGAGCUGGACACAGUACGCAAGUGGGGAGGAAGAAUGCACAAAGAGACCGAGGAGGAUCACCCUGACAGCAAUUUUCAAAAGGGCAACUGGCAUAAACCAAGAUUACAUAUCAAGAGUACAAGUCCCGAAAAUCUAAACACACAACUUGGACGUGUUAGUGGAAAACUUGGCGGUAUAUAUGAGAAUUAUCUUCUUGUUCGUCCAUACCCCAGUUUGAGAGUUUUGUUUGCAAGUCCGACACUUAGGGUGCCUGGCAUUUUACAAUCGCCUUUCAUGGCAAAAAUUGGGGGCAGCAAUCGUGUUCGUGAGGAGUUAACUCAAGCUCUUGCUGAUGGAAGAGGUGUCACUGCUAAAGUACGCUGGGUAACAAAAGAUGAUUUGGAUGGUCGACCACGCUGGAUACACUGCACACCACUUAUCGGCUCUAAUGGCUUAAUUGGUGUAUGGAUGAUAGUUAUUGUCGAUGAUGAAGCUUCACAACAUAACAGCAAGAGAUAUAGACUCGCCCCAGCUGUGGAUCCAAGAUUUGGAAGAACUAUACCAUUUACGGGCAAAGCAGAGAGUAGUGCGGGAAGUAUCCGGGAUUUCUCCAUUAUCCAUAACGAUGCAUCCUCAUUUCAACCAAGAACUCCGAGAUCACACAAAAGUGUUGAUCUUGACGAUGAGGGUAGUAUGAGGAGUGGGAGUCCGUACACUUUGAGGAUUGAUUAAUCGAUCCAUCUGAAAACAUCACGAUGGGAAGCGGGGGAUCCUUGGUAUUGUUUGCUCGCGAUGUAGUUUUCUUUUGUCGUGGAGGUUUCAAGUAUCGCUAUACUACUAGCUGAACAGCUUAGGCUGAUGGACAGGACGGGAGGUGGUUUGGUUUUCUUCUUCGGGCGAUUGCGUUGCAUUUUAGCGUGUUGUUUUUCUUGUCGCACUAUUGUUAUGAAUUUGUGUUUCAAGCAUACUGUAUUACUUUUACUGUCAAGUCAUAUGGACUAUGAAGAUGAGAAGUCCUUGUUGGGGGGAAGGGGGGAAAUAAACGGAUGGGAUACGGGAAAAGGGAUGAACGGGGGAAGAAAGACAAAAGAAAGAUGAUUGAAAGGAAGAUAAAACUUAAUAUUGCAGCGAAAGGGCUGGCAUGGUUGCUUGCAAAAGGAGGAUGAACGACAUUGGCAUUGGCAUUAACAUCAGGUUGGAAUUUUUUGGCACUGGGCAUGAUGAUGCACUUAUUGCUUUGGCUAUGGCUAGAAAAUUUGCUUGGCUAGGGUGGUUGGACUGUGUAUAAAUAAUAUGAUACGAUACCGACUCAUCGUUAGGUAUCUCGUUAGAUUGAAUCUCUCGAAUACGAAUAUUAGUCCAUCGAGAGAGUUUGUUUGUUGUAUCUUGUGCGUUUGGAUAGUGAUGGUGAUAGUGAUGUUUAUGUAUAUGUAUAUGUGUAUAUGAGAAUAAGAAAUAUUUGCA
This is a messenger RNA of Botrytis cinerea B05.10, 4521 nucleotides long. RefSeq names its product Bclov3 (gene Bclov3). Lineage: Eukaryota; Fungi; Ascomycota; Leotiomycetes; Helotiales; Sclerotiniaceae. Gene Ontology annotation, cellular component: nucleus. The transcript is spliced from 5 exons. The record is from RefSeq and is a predicted model, not a curated record. The coding region runs from base 1402 to 3789 and encodes 795 amino acids.